AGGAGGAUGAGCGAGUUCCGUAUUCACCAUGAUGUCAACGAGUUGCUCAGCCUGCUGCGUGUUCACGGCGGGGAAGGAGCCGAAGUCUACAUCGAUCUUCUGCAGAAGAAUCGAACGCCUUACGUUACUACCACUGUCUCUGCCCACAGCGCGAAGGUAAAAAUAGCAGAGUUUUCUCGAACUCCUGAAGAUUUUUUAAAGAAGUACGAUGAGCUGAAGUCUAAAAACACAAGACAUCUAGAUUCCUUAGUUUAUCUACUGUCAAAACUCACAGAAGACAAAGAGACGCUUCAGUAUUUGCAGCAAAAUGCUAAAGAAAGGGCAGAGCUUGCAGCAACUGCAGCAACCAGUGGCAGCACAAAUUUUUCCAUUCCCUCGUCUACUUCCAAGAUAUCUCUACAGGAGCUCGAGGAGCUCCGCAAGCAGCUGGGCAGCGUCACAGCCAACUCCAGUGUACAGCAGCCUCUUGAGCUUACACGAAAAAUCCUCCGAGAUAAGCAGAACAAGAAGAAUUUUGGUCAUCCCAUUCCAGUAUUUCCAUCCUGGGUGUAUGAGAGACCUGCGCUUAUUGGUGAUUUCUUAAUUGGCACCAGUUUAAGCACUGACACAACGGUACCUAUAGGUACUUUGCCAUUAGCCUCCCAAGAAUCCGUGAUUGUGGAGGACUUGCUGUACGUUCUGAUUGGCGUGGAUGGAAGAUACAUCACAGCACAGGCUCUUGUAGGCAGGCAAAACCGAGCGUUUUCAGUUGAUCCAAACUUGGACUUGUCCAUCAAAGAGCUGGUGACCAGGAUUCUUCCUGUAGCAGCAAGUUACUCUGCUGUCACCAGGUUUAUAGAGGAGAAGUCUUCCUUCGAGUAUGGACAGGUAAAUCACGCUCUGGCUGCUGCUAUGCGGACUCUAAUCAAGGAAUACAUGAUACUAAUAACCCAGCUGGAACAUCUUCAGAGACAGGGACUUCUGUCACUGCAGAAACUCUGGUUUUAUAUCCAGCCCACAAUGAGGACCCUGGAGAUUCUUGCUUCACUUG
Messenger RNA from Balearica regulorum gibbericeps (East African grey crowned-crane), 1030 nucleotides. NCBI's taxonomy places the organism in Eukaryota, Metazoa, Chordata, Aves, Gruiformes, Gruidae. The record is from RefSeq and is a predicted model, not a curated record.